Molecule: messenger RNA, 1683 nt
Organism: Fonsecaea nubica
Lineage: Eukaryota; Fungi; Ascomycota; Eurotiomycetes; Chaetothyriales; Herpotrichiellaceae
Product: T-complex protein 1, eta subunit
Exons: 3
Coding region: 1-1683 (560 amino acids)
Biological process (GO): protein folding
Cellular component (GO): chaperonin-containing T-complex
Molecular function (GO): ATP binding; ATP hydrolysis activity; ATP-dependent protein folding chaperone
Source: RefSeq, a predicted model, not a curated record
AUGGCAGCAGCUUUCGGCGGGCAAACGCCCACGAUCAUCGUCCUCAAGGAAGGCACCGACGCAUCCCAAGGCAAGCCGCAGGUGAUUUCCAACAUCAACGCCUGUCUCGCGGUGCAAAACACCAUCAAAAGCACCCUGGGCCCCUACGGGGGCGACCUGCUCCUCGUCGAUGCGAACGGAAAGCAGACCAUCACCAAUGACGGCGCCACGGUCAUGCGCCUGCUCGACAUCGUGCACCCGGCUGCCAGGAUCUUGACGGACAUCGCGCGGAGUCAGGAUGCAGAGGUCGGCGACGGGACAACCUCGGUCGUGGUGCUGGCGGGGGAGAUACUCAAGGAGGUCAAAGAGUUGGUCGAGCAGGGUGUGUCGACGCAGACGAUCGUCAAGGGUCUGAGGAGGGCGAGUGCGAUGGCCAUCAACAAGAUCAAGGAGAUUGCCGUGAGCGUCGACGACGGCGCAAAUAGGAGGGAGACGCUCCGAAAACUGGCCGCCACGGCCAUGAGCAGUAAACUCAUUCAUCGGAAUUCGGGCUUCUUUACCAAGAUGGUUGUCGAUGCCGUCCUAAGCCUCGACCAAGACGACCUCAACGAGAAACUCAUCGGCAUCAAGAAAAUCACCGGCGGCGCACUGGAAGACUCUCUGUUCGUCGACGGUGUGGCCUUCAAAAAGACCUUUUCCUACGCCGGCUUCGAACAACAACCCAAAUCCUUCAAGAACCCGAAAAUCGUGUGUCUGAACGUCGAGCUCGAGCUCAAGGCAGAAAAGGACAACGCAGAGGUGCGCAUUGACCAGGUUUCGGAGUACCAAGCGAUAGUGGACGCCGAGUGGCAGAUUAUAUAUGACAAGAUGGAGGCACUGUACAAGACGGGCGCGAAGGUGGUCUUGUCGAAGCUGCCUAUCGGGGAUCUGGCCACGCAGUAUUUUGCCGAUAGGGACAUAUUCUGCGCAGGACGUGUCGCCCCCGACGAUCUAGAGCGUGUAUGUCAGGCCACAGGAGCUGUCACACAGAGCACCUGCAGCGACAUCCUGCCCGCUCAUUUGGGGACGUGUGGGUUGUUUGAAGAGCGCCAGAUUGGUGGCGAACGGUAUAACCUCUUCAGCCGCUGUCCGGAAGCCAAGACAUGCACGUUGAUUCUGAGAGGUGGCGCCGAGCAGUUCAUCGCCGAGGUUGAGCGGUCGCUACACGACGCCAUCAUGAUUGUCAAGCGCGCUCUGAAGAACCACACCAUCGUGGCCGGCGGCGGCGCCACUGAGAUGGAGAUUUCGGGGUACCUGCACAGAUUUGCCGACAAGAACGUGCCGCACAAGCAACAGGCGGUGGUGAAGGCAUUCGCCAAGGCCCUAGAGUGCAUACCGCGCCAACUGUGCGACAAUGCAGGUUUCGACGCCACCGACAUCCUCAACCGACUGCGUGUCGAACACCGAAAAGGAAACACCUGGGCAGGCGUGGACUUUGACCACGAAGGCGUACGGAACAACAUGGACGCCUUUGUCUGGGAACCCGCGCUAGUCAAAGUCAACGCCGUCUCGGCCGCCGUGGAGGCAGCAUGCCUGAUCCUGAGUGUCGACGAGACGAUCAAGAACGAGGAGAGUCAGGCUCCCCAAGCUCCGGCGCGAGGUUUGCCGCCGGGUGCCGCCCAGCGAGCAUUAAGAGGAAGAGGAAGAGGCAUGCCGAGAAGGUGA